This is a messenger RNA of Panonychus citri (citrus red mite), 3979 nucleotides long. Its product is annotated as hybrid signal transduction histidine kinase M-like. The record is from RefSeq and is a predicted model, not a curated record. Gene Ontology annotation, biological process: regulation of transcription by RNA polymerase II. NCBI's taxonomy places the organism in Eukaryota, Metazoa, Arthropoda, Arachnida, Trombidiformes, Tetranychidae. The transcript has 3 exons. The coding region runs from base 370 to 2931 and encodes 853 amino acids. Gene Ontology annotation, cellular component: nucleus. Gene Ontology annotation, molecular function: sequence-specific DNA binding; DNA-binding transcription factor activity, RNA polymerase II-specific.
UUUUAGUUGAAUUUCUGACUUGGUUGUUGGUUGUUAUCGGUAUAAAUUAUUUUCUCUCUCUUCUCUUUCUUUUUGUUUCUGCAUGAUGUUGAUUCCAGUUUAUCUCUGUUCUACUAUCGGUGUUUAGUAAUGUUCAUUGUAAACAGUGUUCAUCUUUCACUUAAAUCGGUGUAACAAUCACCUUUUCUGGAGAGAUCAUCUUUAUACCGUCAUCAACAUUUUCCAGUGAUUUUUUCAUCUCUCUUGUCUUCACAAUCCAUUCAAUUUUUCUGCUUUAUAUUAUAUAAAAUAUAUAUUCUACACCAACUACUUACUACAGUUUGUAUCGCAAAAGAAAACUUGGUUAGAAAAAAAAAAGAAGAAACAAAAAUGACUGACCUUGGUUUACCCCUUAAUCAAGAAGAACCAAACACUAUUAAUGAUGGCAUCGGUACUGGAGAAGAGGAAGAGGAUGAACGUACAUCUCCUGUUCCUGCUAAAAUUCAGAAAACUUCUGAAAAUACGCUUGAUGUGACUAGAGCAAGUGUCACCAAGAUUGUCAAAGGGCUUUUGAAAAAGUCUCAAACAAUUCGGGCCAAAAAAUCAGUCAAUUUUAAAGGAGUGACUGUUUACUAUUUUCCCAGGUCACAGGGUUUUACUUGUGUUCCUAGUCAAGGAGGGUCAACUUUAGGUAUGGAUUCUCGCCACUGUUCAAUUCGAACAUUUACUUUAGACUCUCAUGCAGAAGAAAAGAAACGAGCCCAUCGAGAUAUUUUACUUCGACAACGUAAAUAUGCUAAAAUGGUUCAGAAACAAAGUUCCGGAUCAACAUCUGAAUCUGAAGAAGAUUCAAAUGAUGACAUAAGUGAUAUUUCUGAUUCAGAAUUAGAGAUGGACAGUUGUUACUUUCUUCAACCUGUUCCUUUACGUCAACGACGAGCUUUACUCCGGGAAUCGGGUGUCCACAAAAUAGAAACCAACGAGAAGGAGGAAUGUCGUGAUAUAAGAGCAUCGAGAGAGUAUUGUGGAUGCGAAUGUCAAGUCUACUGUGAUCCAGAGACAUGUCAAUGCAGUUUAGCAGGAAUCAAAUGUCAAGUUGAUCGUUUAUCCUUCCCCUGUGGUUGUAGCCGUGACGGGUGUGGUAAUCAAAAUGGUAGAGUUGAAUUUAAUCCCUUAAGAGUGCGUACUCAUUUUAUCCAUACAAUCAUGAGACUGGAAUUGGAAAGAAAGAACGAGCAACAAAGAGUUGAUGAAGUGAGUGGUCAAUCAUCAAGUGAUUCCUCGGACUCCUGUUCUAAUAUCGCUUUUUCGAGCUGUUCCAACACCUCAACUGGCCACUACUUAUCCAAUCAAGGUUUCAACAGUGGUGAAAAUAACUGUUGUAACAAUGGACCUCAUUGUGUUCUGACUAAUAAUCAUAGUUCCCUUAACUCGACUGGCCCUUGUUCCAGUCUUAGUGUUGGUAAUCAGUCUUUCAUUGACUCAAUAGUUGUUGGUGGCGCUACAAUUAACUCUAGUUGCUCAUCGCUAGAUAAUCAUUCAUCUCUUAGCUCAUUAGGUUCUAAUUGUAAUGGUAUGUCUGGAACUACGCUCAAUAGUAAUUUAAUGUGCUCUAACAUUACCAACGACUGUUUAGACGUUUAUAGCUCUUUCAGUCCUGAGGAUAGUUCAUAUUCUGAAAAUUCUGACUGUACAAGUGAAGAUUAUGAUUCAGACUUGAUUAAUGACGGAAGCAAUGAAAGCAGUAGUAAUAGUAAUUGUAAUAAUAACAUUACAAGGCCUGACUCUGGACUUGCUAGUUGCUCUGAAUUAAAUGGUAACAACAAUCACAAUGGUAUCCACAACUCGGUACAACAGCAGCAACAAAUCAAUUCUAAUUUUAAUCCGGGACAAGUAUCAAAUUCAAAAGGACAUUGGAAUCAAGAUCAUAAUCAAAGUUCAACUGAUUUAACACCAUUUGAUUCAACUGGAUUUGAGUCCAAUGGAUUGUAUGGAUCUGUCAAUAGUAACAAUAACGCUCAUGGAUUAUUGAUGAAUAACAGUAGUGAAACAAACACUAAUCAUAAUAUAAUUGUAGGCCUAGGAUCUAAUCAAAUUAACCAUUCAUCUUCAAGUCCAAUACUGCGGCAAUCAACAACUAAUCGCAUUUCUACAAUUUCCACAUCAACUUAUCCGGUCUCAUCUCAGCACCAUCAUCAUCCCCAACACUCACAAAAUCCUCAUCCACAUGAACAUCAUGAACAUCACCCUCACCACCCUCAUCACCACCUUCAACAUCAUCAACAUCAAGUUGAGCACCAGCAACAACACCAUCAUACUCAGUCUCAUCCUCAUCACCACUCAUAUAGUUAUCAAGAAAUUUACUCAAAUAACUACUUAGCAACAAACUCUUCUACCUGUGAAACAACAUCAAGUUGCCACAAUAACGCCAAUACUAAUAUUAACGCAAUGACAAAUUGUUCAACUAACCAAUCAACUCAUCAUUCUAGCUUCCAAAUCGAUGAUUACUCUUCACACUAUACCGAUCUUAGUCAAUCUAUUGCUUCCUCAAAGUGUGCAGAAUCAUUUAGUGGUCUCCUUGGAUCUGGUAGCAUUGGAAAAGAUGUAAGAAUCAUAACACCAAUUUCCAUGGUGUCCGACACAUCAACAAGUAACAUGAAAUCCAAUUCUAAUCAAGAUAUAAUCAAUGGUGAUCCAUCCUCAUCGAGCUCAUCAACUUCAUCUAAAGAUACAGUUGAUUCUGUUAACGGAGGAACACUUGGAUCAUUAACACCCUUUGAAUUAGACGAAUCAUCUUCAAGUGAUCAUUCAACACUAUCAUCUUCCCAAGAUUCACCAUCAUUGGAAAACUCAGAUAAAUCUGAUUCCCAAGAUGUUCAAUCCUCAGAUGAUAUAAUCGAAAACUUUGGAGAGAUAAUCAAGAAAACCAUGGUAGAAACGGUUACAGCAUGAUAACCAAACAGAAAAUGAAAAUUUGAUCAAAAUUUUUUCCACUUUUCUCUUUUUUUAAGAAUAAUAUUUUCAACGAAAAAAAGAAAUGAAAUCAAAAAAAUCAAUGCAUGUGCCAUUUUUAAUCAUCAACCUCAAUUAAUUGUAAACACUGAUUAGAUUGACACUUCCAACCCAAUCUCUUAGCAAGAAUCUAAUCAUCUGUUUAUAAACAAUCAGUAAGAAGGAGCAGAAGAUGUCACCAUGCAAGAGAUGGAAUCAAAUAGAAUGAAACAUGUUGGAAGAUUAAUCCACCAAAACCAAAAGAGAAGAUCAACUUAACCCACCAUCACUUUUUCUUUCCACCUUCACCAUGGAUUCAUUGGGUUAACCAUAAAACUCCACUUUGAUCAUGAUUUACAUUCUUGAUUCAACACUUUGGCUUAUUGGAAAAUGCAACAAACAAACAAAAGUCUAAUGAUCAUUUAUCAUUCAAAUGAUUAUUUAUAUUCAUAUAAAUAUCUAUACAUACACACACACACUCUUAUAUAUUAAUCCUAUUAAUUUAAUUGCUGUUGAAAUUACUUUCUCUUUCUCUCUCUCGUUUUCUUUUCAUUAAUGUCCUCCAAUUUUUUUUCAAUCUUUGAUCAUCAUCAUCCUGAUGUUUCAUAUAUAAAAAGUAUAAAUAUCUUGUUUCACCUUUUUCAUGAUACGAAAAAAUCAGAACUUUUCUUCCAACCCUCCCCCCUCUCUCUCUCUUUCUAAUUAUAUAACUUCAAUUGUAAACCCAAACUUAAGUUUAUUGUCAUAUGAUGUCCACGAUUAUCAUGAUGAUAAUUAUGGACGAUAAACAAAACAAUGUAAAAAAAACCACUUCCCACUUCCCACCCUCCUCUCAAUCCACCUCGUUACUUUUUUCUUAAAAUUUGGUGCAAGGUUUCAAGAGAGCGAGAGAGCAACAAUUUAAUUAGCCCCAGGAAAAAAAAGUCGAUCAGAACUAUAUAAAUAAGUAAAUUAUAAAUAUAUAUAUAUAUUUAAAUAAAUUAAUAACAAUUAAAGUUUCACAAUUUAA